Eremomyces bilateralis CBS 781.70 is the source of this 222-nucleotide messenger RNA. RefSeq lists its product as uncharacterized. The record is from RefSeq and is a predicted model, not a curated record. NCBI's taxonomy places the organism in Eukaryota, Fungi, Ascomycota, Dothideomycetes, Eremomycetales, Eremomycetaceae. The annotation marks the transcript as partial. The transcript has a single exon.
CUACGAGGCGCCACGCCUGAAUUUACACGUGCUCUCAACGCCCGCAAAAUUAUGAGCAGCAUGAUUCUGACCAUGGAGAACCCUGACGAGCAAUCAUAUUGUAUAUGGCAUCCGGAGGUGGCAGAGCAGAAGACAUACCGCGAACGGGCGCUGAAGUACCCGGCUAUGAAAUACCAGGUCGGACAAGCUUGCGCUAUGGUAGGCUGUGUCAACCUCUACUAA